AUGGGAAUCAAUGUUUUAUAUUACGGUGUUGUUAGAAAAUUGUCGAUGUACGCAAAAUGUCAUGGAGAAACUAUAAAAGAUGUUUAUAAACUAAAAAAUGGUGGCCUUUUCUUUUGGAUGAAAACUAACCCAAAACGAGAGAGCAAGUCUACUGCUAGAUCUUCGGACGCUAGAGCGAAAAAUAGAAAUGCACAGCCUGCUCCUCAACCUCCAAGACCAAGACCUGUGCCCGAACGUGAAGAACCACAGGAGGAAGGUGAGGAGGAGGAAGGAGAGGAGGAACCGGAAACUGAACUUGUAGUCACUGGAAAAGACCCAACAAUCUAUUGUAUUUGCAGACAAAGCUAUAGCCACAGUGAGUUCAUGAUCUCGUGUGAUCGAUGUGGGGAUUGGUUUCAUGGAAGAUGCAUUGGAAUGACCGAAUGGUUCUCCCGGCACAUUGAUAUAUACCACUGUAGACGUUGCGCUUUGCGAGCGAAUCUUCCUCAAGUCAGAUUUAACACAGAAUACAUGAAAGAGCUUAGCCGAAUCAUGAAAAUAAUUUACUCAGACAAACAAAUGGACGAAGAACGAACCGUAUACCGUUGUGACUUGUGCGUUGCUUGUCUGAGGCAGAAGAGAUGUAAUAGGUGCGAUCCGUGCAAUAGGGCGGUACCAGGAUUGUGUUUAAAGAUGAGAUGUGUUCAUCUUAGUUCCCAUCCUACCAUGAUCCGAGGGAAACAUUUGCGUGAGAUCACGAAGCAUUUUACCGAAGAAGAAUACGCUAAGCUGAUAAAGCCAGCACUUCUAACCGCCGUGGCUACUGCUGCUGCUGCUGCUUAUGAAACGAAAAGCACUGGUGCUGACAACAGUACUGUUGUAACUGCAGCUUCCUGCGCAGUACAUAAAUUCGCAAUCGCCAACAGUGGACGUAAAAAAUGGAAGAAGGGAUCACCUUUCGUCCCAUUUCAAAUAAAAUCCUUGGAACAUAUCAUACAAGAAGAAGAAGAUCGUGAAGUUGAGGAAGCGGAAAAAAAAGAAGUCCUGUUGGCUGAGAUGGACGUCUUUCACGAGGAGGCGCAAAAAAAACAAGAGGCGCAAAGGCAGUUAGAACAAAGAAGGGAAGUCCAAAUGUGGGAGAGGAAGUCGAAGCCUGAUAAAACUAAAAAAGUUCGGCGCAAGCGAAGGGUUAAGACUGAAGAAGAUGCUGAAGUCAGCGAAGUUGAGAUUCCUAAGCAAUGCAUGGAGCCCUCUUGUGUUAAACUUGCACGAGUAGACAGCAAGUACUGCACGGAAGAAUGUGGAUUGAAACUUGCACAGACUAGAUUAAGAUGUAUUCUACCUACUCGGGUUGAGAACUUCUGGAGUACUACUCCCACUACACACGUUCGAUUCAAAAAAUGGAUCGAAGAGCUAACCGAAAUUUGCACCAUCAAUAACGAUCGGAUCAAUGAGCUUUUAUCCUACUAUCAGAUGGUGAUGCGAUAUAUAAAUGCAUUGCAUAACUUGGAGCCUAUGGAUGAAGAUGAAGAUGUAGCCCAAGACAUGAUCUCCAACUGUACUGUUUGUGGAGCAGAAGUGAAUGCUCGACAACUUCCGAAACAUGUUGAACGCUGUUUUGUUCGUUCUGAAAAACAAAUCACUUUUGGUGCCCAGCAAAUGGCAGCAUUCAAUCCACAUGAACUUUUCUGUGAAUCCUAUAACAAAGCCAGUAACACAUUUUGUAAACGUCUAAGGGUUAUGUGUGCUGAGCAUUACAAGGGGGAGCUUGAAGAAGGGAUCAAGAUUUGUGGAUGCCCGUACUAUUUGACCGGCAAUAACAUGAAAGCUUUCUCUGAUAUUUUUAUCGGCGAGUCUGAAUUGUUGGAAGGAGGUUUCUGUACAAAUCCUCGUAAAACAUGUACUCUCCAUCAUAGAUGGAUUCAAACUGUGUUCGGUAUCAUCGAAACCGAAAGAAUGAAUUUGCUUACAAAGUUUGAAGAACUUAGUGAAAGAAGAACAGCUUUAAUGACUGCAAACCGCGAUCGCGGUGAUUUGAUUUCUCUCCUGUGUUGUGAAACAAAAAGAGUCAACAAUGAUCAGGAGCCUAAGAAGGACAUAUGA
Auanema sp. JU1783 is the source of this 2082-nucleotide messenger RNA. The record is from the annotation of a GenBank genome assembly. Lineage: Eukaryota; Metazoa; Nematoda; Chromadorea; Rhabditida; Rhabditidae.